AUGGAGGCCUUGAGCAUGGUUAGUAGCGUGACCACUGUCGUCCAGAUCGCCAACGACAUCACCGGCGCGGUGAAGGCGGUGAGCCAGAACAAGGAGAGCUGCGAGAAGCUCGCCGAGCGCGUGGAAGGCAUCGGCGAGCUCCUCAAGGAGCUGGGCGACGGCUCCUCCCGUUCUUCCUCGCCGUCGACGGCGACGACGGCUGCCACGAGGAGUCUGGUGACCAGGCUGGAGAGGUCGCUCCGCCGCGCGCUGGUGCUCGUCCGCUCCUGUCAGGUCAUCAGCAGCCGCGUCUACGGCCUCGUCGCCGGCAGCUGGCAAACCGACCAGUUCGACGAGGUGAACGCCGAGAUCGACCGCUGCGUUCUCGACCUCAGCCUCGCCCUCAUCGCCGGCAUUGAUCGCAAUCGCAAGCUAAACGACCCCCACGCGGUGACGCCGCCGUCGCGAGCACAUGCCAGACGCCGCUGUCACCGCAGUGCACUCACGGUCGACAUGACGACGGCACAGGACGACGACGAGGAGCAGAUAGCCGCCGCUGCUUCUGCUAGAGACGACGGCGUUGGUGAAGACGAGAAGAAUGGCGCGCUCAUCUGCUACGGCGAGCAAGAUUGGGGUGGCCAUUGUCACUGCGCCGCCGCCGCCGCCAGCCACUACUCGCCGUCGUACCCGUGGUACACAGACAGCGUAGACAUUCGAUAUAUUUUCAGCGACGAGAACCCCAACUCCUGCUCCAUCAUGUGA
Messenger RNA from Oryza brachyantha (malo sina), 741 nucleotides. RefSeq lists its product as uncharacterized. Lineage: Eukaryota; Viridiplantae; Streptophyta; Magnoliopsida; Poales; Poaceae. Gene Ontology annotation, biological process: cell surface receptor signaling pathway. The coding region runs from base 1 to 741 and encodes 246 amino acids. The record is from RefSeq and is a predicted model, not a curated record. The transcript is spliced from 2 exons.